UUAUUUCGUCUAGAUUUAAUAUUCCAUACAUAUGCCUAUAGUUUUUGAAUUUUGAAUUUUACAUCUAGACUAGAUUAAGUAGAAAAGGGAUCAAUCAAGGCACACAAAGGACAAGGACAGGUUUCCCCUCUUGUGUAGUGUAUCCAAGCAAGCGAGCCCAACCAGCAGUCUCCGGUCCUCAGGCCAGGGCCAUGGGGGCUUCUGCUUCUGCUUCUGCUUCUGAUUUGAAAGCGCUGCUGCAGGUGAGCGGCGAGGAUGGCGCGCUGGUGGACGCGCUAGACCGGCGAGCCGCUGCCGCGCGGCGGGCGCCCCAAGCGGCGGCGGCGGCGGCGGCGGCGGCGGAGCCCAGCCCCAGCUUCUUCGAGGGGUUCGCGCUGCAGGGGAUCCGCGUUGACAGCAUCCACCCGGGCCGCAUCCUCUGCUCCUUCACCGUGCCCACUCGCCUCACCGCCGGCGGCGGCCACCUGGCCCCGGGCGCCGUGGUGGCCCUGGUGGACGAGAUCGGCUCCGCCGCCGCCGUGGCCGACGGCCACCACCUCAAGGUCUCCGUCGACAUGUCCGUCUCCUUCGUCGACCUCGCCGCCGCCGCGCCCGGGGACACCCUCCGCAUCUCCGCCAGGGCGCUCGGCCACAGGGGCGCCUACUCCGGCACGCACGUCCUCGUCGCCAACGCCGCCACGGGCAAGGUCGUCGCCGAGGGGAGGCACUCGCUCUUCGGCAAGAUGAAGAUCAGAAGCAACAUCUGAACCAAUCCAACCCAAUCCAAUCCAAUUCAUCCUUGCUGCAUUUCUGUGUUUACUACUUGUUAGACUUGGAUGUCCUGGAUGCGAGUGCUCUGUAUGUUUGGCUGCUGCCACUCUUCUAACUUGAGUAAAUAAACAGGUCUGUUUAUUUAUUUA
Panicum virgatum (switchgrass) is the source of this 899-nucleotide messenger RNA. Its product is annotated as acyl-coenzyme A thioesterase 13-like. The coding region runs from base 192 to 746 and encodes 184 amino acids. NCBI's taxonomy places the organism in Eukaryota, Viridiplantae, Streptophyta, Magnoliopsida, Poales, Poaceae. The record is from RefSeq and is a predicted model, not a curated record. Gene Ontology annotation, molecular function: fatty acyl-CoA hydrolase activity. The transcript has a single exon.